This is a messenger RNA of Onychostruthus taczanowskii (white-rumped snowfinch), 937 nucleotides long. It is a transcript of the gene CD79A, whose product is annotated as CD79a molecule. Lineage: Eukaryota; Metazoa; Chordata; Aves; Passeriformes; Passeridae. The annotation marks the transcript as partial. The transcript is spliced from 4 exons. Gene Ontology annotation, molecular function: transmembrane signaling receptor activity. The record is from RefSeq and is a predicted model, not a curated record. Gene Ontology annotation, cellular component: B cell receptor complex; external side of plasma membrane; membrane. Gene Ontology annotation, biological process: B cell differentiation; B cell receptor signaling pathway.
ACGGCCCGGAGCCCCCCGCCCUCCUCGGUUCCCCCGCCGAGCUCGGAGCCCCCCACCCCUCUGUCGGUGCCCACCCGCCCCGGCUCGGGCCCCUGGUGCGGCUCCUGGGGAGGGGUCCGCGUGCUGCCGGGACCCCCGUCCCGCUCCGGGCCGCUGGGCUCGCCGCUGGCCAUCGAGUGCCGCUUCGAGCCGGCGCACGCCGAGGUCACCUGGCUGCAGGUGUGUCCCCGGCGCUACCUGGGCGACACGUGGGGCUGCAGCUGGCCGCAGGAGGUGGCGGCCGAGGGCGGGGGUCGCCAGGUGAGCCGCAACGAGUCGGGGGUCUCCCGGCUGAGCUUCCCGCAGCUGCGGCGCGACCACGGCGGGCUCUACUUCUGCCGGGUGCAGCUGGGCCCGGCGGCCGCGCAGUCCUGCGGCACGUUCGUGCGGGUGCUGGAGCCGGUGCCGGUGCCGCUGCUGGAUGUGGGAGACGCCGCCAAGAACAGGAUCCUGGCGGCGCAGGGCGCGCUGCUGCUGCUCUGCGCCGCGGGGCCGGGGCUGCUGCUGCUCUUCAGGAAGCGCUGGGCCAACGAGCGGCUCCUCCAGCCCAAGAAAAUCUCCCUGGAGGAGGAAAACCUUUACGAGGGGCUGAACCUGGACGAGUGCUCCAUGUACGAGGACAUUUCCCGGGGGCUGCAGCCCACCUACCAGGACGUGGGGACCCCCCCUGCCGCCGAAGGGCUCCUGGAGAAGCCUUGAAGACCCCCCCUCCAAAUAAGUGGGGGGGGGGUCUCUCACGGGACCCCCUCCCCAAAACCCUGCGUGCCCCCCCCAGAGGCUUUGCUUUGGUAACUCAAGGCUGACGGCGAAAUAAAACGAAAAUAAAUCUGGUGAGGGUCUGGGUACUGGGGGACCCCCCCUCACCUGCAGCUGGCAAAUCGCUAAUAAAGAAUUAAUU